Danio rerio (zebrafish) is the source of this 3062-nucleotide messenger RNA. Lineage: Eukaryota; Metazoa; Chordata; Actinopteri; Cypriniformes; Danionidae. The record is from RefSeq and is a predicted model, not a curated record.
GUCUUUCACAGUCGAAUCAUCAGCAAAGCGCGCCUCACUGACACUUGGUUCGUUGCCUUAGAAACUAGAAACUAUCGCUAACCGUUUUUAUUUGGCAGAUAACUAUCAAUUAACCGAUUUAUUACAUUUUUAUUUAGUUUUUACUUCAUAAAUAACUUUUUUCUUCAAAUUACUUGGCUUGAAAACCUGUCCAAUGAGUAAUUUAUACGAAAAUAUCGACAACCAAGAAGAUUUGGACUUUCCAUUACUCUUCUUGUACAACCAACCUGGCAACGACUUGCCUCCUGAUGACCCAGCUGAUGAGCCUGGUGAUCCCUCCAACAAUGACCCCAAUCAAACGUCUUCAUGCAUUCUUCAAGACCCUUCUUUGUACGGUGAGGAGUCUCAAUUCUCCAACGAGACUCUCAUGUAUCAGCAGUCUGAUCUCAGACAGUCUUACAGUCACUCCCCCUCACUCGCUGCCCACCCUGGAAACAGCCCGAGAAUUGAGAUCACCUGCCCUGACCUGCACCACCACGACCAUGUCCUCACCAACCCUGUGAACAUCAACCCGCCCAUGCUAAUGGUCCCAGGCUACGAUAUGUCUCUCUACAGAGAGACCCAAUGCCUGAGUCCAGCUAGCAGCACUUCCUCUACAAGCUGGCAUUCAGAUGGAUAUUCCCCAUGCAUUUCUCCCGGAGCUGGUGAAGUAAGUCCUGCCGGAGUGACCGAAGCCGAUCUUUGUCCAAUGAUCCAAGCUAUUCAUGCCUCAGGUUCUCCAAACACGUCUCCUCGCACUAGCAUCACUGAAGACACGGCUCUGGAACGUCGCUCAACCUCUCCACGCUCCCGCUCUUCUUCUCCGCAGGGGAAGCGCACCUACGUUCAGUACAAGACUCAGAGUCAACAAUUUGGCCAAGAUGAACCCGCCAAGUUUUAUCCGCCGGCAAACUUGGAAGAUUCACUGAAUAACUUCAGCAACUUGACUAAACCCAUCCCGACUAAAAUUGUCAGGCCCAAUGCAGAUUAUUCCCUCUACUCGGAGAGCCAGGCGAGCAUGUUCCCAGCCAUGACGGAAAUGAAAAAAGAGUUCACUGUGGAGUCACGAUAUUUCAUUCCUGCCACCUGGCCCAGUCAGGUCCUCGAGGGGGUUUGUAGUAUGCCAGUGGCUGCUCUGCCUGCGCUGGACUGGCCUCUUCCAUGCAGCAGUGGCCAGUAUGAGCUCAGAAUCGAGGCUCAACCCAGACAACACCACCGGGCCCACUACGAGACUGAGGGCAGCCGAGGGGCUGUCAAAGCAUCCAGCGGAGGCCAUCCUGUUGUUCAGUUGCGAGGGUACACCGGGACGGAGCCGCUGGUUCUCCAGAUCUUUAUUGGCACGGCUGAUGACAGGAACCUUAGGCCUCACGCCUUUUACCAGGUCCACCGAAUCACCGGCAAGACCGUCACCACCAACAGCCAAGACCGAAUGCUGAACGGAACCAAGAUCCUUGAGGUGCCGAUGGAACCCAAGGAGAACAUGAGAGCUGUAAUUGACUGUGCCGGUAUUCUGAAGCUGAGGAAUGCUGACAUCGAGCUGAAGAAAGGAGAGACGGAUGUGGGACGGAAAAACACCCGUGUGAGAUUGGUCUUCCGUGUCCAUAUUCCUCAACCUGGAGGACAGUGGCUUUCUCUCCAAGUGGCCUCGCAGACCAUUGAAUGCUCUCAAAGGUCCGGUCAUGAGCAUCCAGCGGUGGAGCAUCAGGACACAGAUCACUCUUCAGUUCUAGGCGGAGCGCAGAUGAUCCUCAGAGGCCAGAACUUCACUCCAGAGUCCAAAGUCAUCUUCUUUGAGAAAACGCAUGGUGACUUGCAGAUCUGGGAGUCUGAAGCGAAGGUUUACAGGGAUAAAAGCACAUCUAAUCUGUUGUUCUUGGAGAUUCCUCCGUAUCGGGACACAAACAUCUACCGGCCAGUAAAAGUCAACUUCCAUGUGCUGAACGGGAAGAAGAAAUGCAGCCAGUCUCAGAACUUCACCUACACUCCUCUCUCAGUUCCUCAGAUUAAAGCGGAGCCUCUUGAAGAUUACCAUUAUGCACAGUUAGGCUGUGGUGUGUCUCCCAUUAUGGGUGUUUCUCCUCCCGCUGGCCGUCUCACAGACGGUUACAUGAUGCCCACCAGAGCGCCAUACCAUCGCCCCCAAUCUGCCAUGUAUCCCGCCGUCCCGCAGCACCACCUGGAGCCCAUCCACCACUACCAGAUGGCAUCCAUCCUCUCCACCUCUCCAGCUCAUGCUUCGUGCAUGGGGACGACACACAGCUCUGCUCCUGUGUUUGUGUCCAGCGCCUACCAGCACAGUAGAGGAAAUGACAGCAUCCAAUCAUCCGCCAACAUGUUUUCAACCCUGGAUGUGUCCGAGCUUUGCAACACCACAGCCCAUCAGAAAGCGUAUGUAGCAGCAGGACGAUCUCCACCCGCCCGCAGCCUCCUGCCCGCGCAGCACCACCGACAUGCCAGUCCUGUGAGGGUCAAGCAGGAGAACCUGGACCAGGCCUACCUGGAUGACGUGAACGCUGUGAUAAGAAAGGACCUCGUGCAUAAAACUAAUCUCUGAUGUCUGAAGACAGAUUUGACGUCCUGAAGAUGAUGUUACGGUACUGAUAUCUAUUUAAAUCUGCUUGUUUUUCAUAUCUAUGAUUUGUACACAAUGAUUCGAGCAAGAUCACGUUUGACAAUAUCAGGGAGUUUUAUUGUUUCUGUAUAUAAAUAUGUAAUGAUCAAAUCAUGGUUUUAAUCAAAGAUUGACCUGGUUUUAUUUAUCAGUGUGCAGUUUAAAUCAAAUGUUUAGCGCAAUUUGCUUCGUUGAAAAUGGUUUCAGUCAUAAACUUAUAAAAUUUUCAUGUACAAAUUGAACAACUGAUGAAAAUUAUAAAAAAAUUUUUGUAAUAACUGUUAUGUAUAAAGUGGUGAUUUAACACUCAAUGUAAUGUUUAAAAUGCAGACUAGUUUAUUAAGAGUAAGCCGUUUAUAUGGAUACAUCUUAAUAAAAUGGGAAUGGUUGGUGAUAUUAACGUCCUGUUUGCGGAACAUUAGCAUAUGUGAGG